Molecule: messenger RNA, 2110 nt
Organism: Durio zibethinus
Lineage: Eukaryota; Viridiplantae; Streptophyta; Magnoliopsida; Malvales; Malvaceae
Product: endoglucanase 11-like
Biological process (GO): carbohydrate metabolic process
Molecular function (GO): hydrolase activity, hydrolyzing O-glycosyl compounds
Source: RefSeq, a predicted model, not a curated record
ACUGAUAUGCUUCAUUAUCAUAUUCUUCUGAUGAAAUAGCCAUAACCAAAAAAUAAUAAUAAUAAUCAUGGGCAUUUGAGCCAUGCCAACUUAUUUUUACUGGUUGAAUCAUGGCAAUAGAAUAAACAAAGCAGCCAAUAAAUUUGGUGAUGUGAAGAGCAGAGAAUCCUUUUUUUCCACAAAUCUCACUUCCUGGAAGACUCUUCCCUGUCUUCCAUUUCCGCAAUAGUCCACGCCGUUUCAAAAUUUUAUACUCCCUCCCUAUUAAUAGCACAAACAAAGCAAUAAAUCACGCUUUUCGUGUCAAGAAAAAGAGAAAGGGUCUCUGUCUCUUCACAUUCUAAUGUGAAAGUGUCACAUGCCCUUGAAAUCACUCGGUGGCCUCAGCCUCAUGCAACAGAGUGAAAACACGUUUCAAAAGACUGAAAAGAGAGACAGAGAAAAGAGAAAGGGUGUGCUGAUAGCUUACAGCUACCUUUCUUUUUCCUAUUCCCUUCACUCCUAAAAGAAGGUUAGUUUAGGAGGGAAGGGACAAUGGAGGAGAAGAAGAGGAGGCUAAACCAUCAUCACCAAACUCCCAGAUUUGUCUGGCAUUGGGGUCUUGUUCUCUUCUCUGUUUUCACCAUUUCUGCAACAGCUCAAGCAUUUGAUUACGCCGAUGCAUUAACUAAGAGCCUCCUUUACUUUGAAUCCCAACGAUCCGGUCGGUUACCGUACAACCAACGUGUCACUUGGCGUGACCAUUCUGGCCUCACCGACGGAUUGGAACAAGGAGUGGACUUAGUAGGAGGAUACUACGACGCUGGUGAUCAUGUCAAAUUUGGACUCCCAAUGGCCUUCACCGUCACAAUUCUGUCUUGGGGUAUCAUUGAAUUCCGUGAUCAGAUUGCUGAUGCCGGAGAAUUGGAGCAUGCUUUAGAGGCUAUUAAAUGGGGGACAGAUUACUUCAUUAAGGCACACACCAGCCCAAAUGUAUUAUGGGCAGAGGUGGGUGAUGGGGACACUGACCAUUACUGUUGGCAACGCCCGGAAGACAUGACCACCUCACGCCAAGCCUAUAAGAUUGAUAAGAACAAUCCGGGGUCGGAUCUGGCCGGAGAGACAGCGGCAGCAAUGGCGGCAGCAUCAAUUGUGUUCAAGAAAACAAACCCGCAUUACUCUCACUUACUGUUGCACCACGCCCGAGAGUUGUUUGAGUUCGGGGAUAAGUAUAGAGGGAAAUAUGAUGGAAGUAUUGGGGUGGUGAAGAGCUACUAUGAGUCGGUGAGUGGAUACAUGGACGAGUUGCUGUGGGCGGCUUUGUGGUUGUACAAGGCCACCGACAAUGAGGAGUACUUGAAGUAUGUCAUAAGUAAGGCUCAUUGUUUUGGCGGGAUUGGUUGGGCCAUAACAGAGUUCAGUUGGGAUGUUAAGUACGCUGGGAUUCAAAUUAUGGCAUCGAAGUUGCUGGAGAAAGAAAAACAUAAGCAGCACGCUCAUAUUCUCAAGCAAUACCGAUCAAAAGCUGAGUACUAUCUAUGCUCAUGUCUCAACAAAAACAAUGCCAGCAAGAACAUUGAACGUACCCCAGGAGGUCUUUUAUACAUCCGGCAAUGGAACAACAUGCAAUAUGUGUCAACAGCAGCAUUCCUUCUCACCGUGUACUCCGACUUCCUCCGAGACUCGAACAAACACCUCGAAUGUCCUUCCGGAACAGUGGAUCAUGAAAUGAUCCUCAAUUUUGCCAAAUCUCAAGUAGAUUACAUACUAGGUUCCAAUCCGAUGAACUUGAGUUAUUUAGUGGGUUAUGGUUCGAAAUACCCCACAAGGGUGCACCAUAGGGGAGCCUCAAUAGUGUCAUACAGGGAGAAUAAAGGGUUCAUUGGGUGCACCCAAGGUUAUGACCAUUGGUAUAGUCGGCAAGAGCCUAACCCUAACGUGCUGGUUGGGGCACUGGUUGGGGGACCAGAUUGUCAAGAUAAUUUCAUGGACGAAAGAGAUAAUUAUAUGCAGACUGAGGCAUGCACAUAUAAUACGGCACCAUUAGUUGGGGUUUUCGCAAAAUUGCUACAGUUAGAGGACAGCCAUGAACUAGAAUUGGCUGCCUCUUAUUAGAAACAAAAUAUAUGGA